Molecule: messenger RNA, 2808 nt
Organism: Pseudopipra pipra
Lineage: Eukaryota; Metazoa; Chordata; Aves; Passeriformes; Pipridae
Gene: RBM43
Product: RNA binding motif protein 43
Exons: 4
Coding region: 418-1881 (487 amino acids)
Molecular function (GO): RNA binding
Source: RefSeq, a predicted model, not a curated record
CCAGCCUUGUUGCUCUCCUCUGGACCUGCUCCAGCCCCUCCAUGUCCUUCCUGAGCUGAGGGCCCAGAGCUGGACACAGCACUCCAGGGGUGGCCUCACCAGCGCUGAGUCCAGGGCAGGAAUCCCUUCCCUGGCCCUGUUGGCCACCCUGUUCCUGAGCCAGGCCAGGAUCCAUUGGCCCUCUUGUCCCCCUGGGCACACUCUGGCUCCUGUUCAGCUCCCUGUCCAUCCCCACUCCCAGCUCCCUUCCUGCCUGGCUGCUCUCCAGCCCCUCUGGCCCAGCCUGCAGCUGCAGGGGGUUGUUGUGGCCAAAGGGCAGGACCCGGCCCUUGGCCUGCUUGAACCUCAUUGCCACGCGUGUGCCUCACCACGUGUGUGCUGUGCCAUGCGUGUGCUGGGCCAUGUGUGUGCUGUGCCAUGCGUGUGCUUUGCCGCGCAUGUCCCUGCCCGUGUGUGUCCCUCUCCCUGUCCAUGUCCCUCUCCACGCGUGUCCCAGCCCAGGCCGCUGUUGCCCAGGCCGCUGUUGGCGGGGAUUCCCGCCGGGAGCAGCGGAACUCGGCGGGUUGUUUCUCCGCAGGGCGGGCGGCGGAGCCCCCCCGCUCCUCCUCCUUCCCUGCCGCUUUCGCUUUCGCUUCCCCCCCGGGCCGGGGAGGCCCGAGCCGAGCUCCCCGAGCUCUUGGGCCUCCUCCCGGCGGGACCCCCGUCCCGGCAGGACCCUCCUCCCGGCGGGACCCCCGUCCCGGCAGGAACCUCCUCCCGGCGGGACCCCCGUCCCGGCAGGACCCUCCUCCCGGCGGGACCCCCGUCCCGGCAGGAACCUCCUCCCGGCGGGACCCCCGUCCGGGCGGAGCGGCGGCCAUGGCAACAGGAAGAGCUGCCAAAUCCACAAGGACAGUUGUCAUUGCUGGUGUCCCAGAUGGCCUUCUGCAGGAUGAUGUCAUGGCUGACAUCCUCACCAUCCACUUCCAAAAGUCGAGGAAUAACGGUGGAGACGUGGCAGAAGUGACUUAUCCCACAGGGAAUAGAGGAGUCGCCUACGUAACCUUUGAAGAUCAAGAAGUUGUGGAGAGUGUCCUGAAGAAGGGUGACCAUCAACUGGAAGACAAGAGGCUGUCCCAGCCCUAUCCCCUGAGAGUGACCCCUUACUGUGAAAAGGUCUUCAGCUCUGUCACAUCUGUCCUCAACAUGGCUGUUUUCAAAGACCAGUUUGUUUUAGAAGAUCUGGUGGAAGAAAUGAAAAAGCAGAGCAGGGAUUUGCGCUUCGGGCCGUUGCAGUCCGACGGGCAGAUUGCUGUCCAAGGCUCCUUUCCAGCCAUCAAAGUGCUCAGAGACUUUCUCUUACUAAAAGCAAAAUCCCUCUCAGAGAAGGACAACAGAGAGGAAAGUAAAUCCCAUCAGAGACUGAGGAGGAGGCUACAGGAAGACAGAAGGACCAUGGAGAGGAGGAAUUUUGUUCCUGAUGGAGAUGGGGGAAAACAAGUGGUUGUUCUUGACACAGAUAUAUAUCACUACAUGAAGCACUUCUUUCCCUGGAUAUUCCAAGAAAAUGAUGUUGCAAUUUCUGCUGUCACUGAUGGUGAUAUAACUACAGUGUGUGUGGAGAAUGCUGGAAGGGCUGAUGCUGGACAGGUAUCGAGUGUCAAAAAGAAAAUUGAAGAUCAGUCCAUAAAACUCCACAGCAUUUUACGGAAAAUAAGGGUCUCCUUCAAGGAAUGCCCCAGAGAUGAAAAGCAGAGACACAAAUGGCUGUGUGAAAGGCUAAAAUCCUCUUACCCUCAGGUUUUGGUCAUUCCUCAUGAUGCCCACGCUGAGGUGAUAGGAUUUUCUUCAGACAUUUUUGAGUUGACCAAGGAAAUGAGCAGUAAGAGUCUCACCAGGUAGAAGGUGAGUGUUCAGAUCUUUGCUCUCUGUGCUCCUCACACAGAUUGUGGCACUGCAGAUCUCCCACUGUGUGGCUGAGAGGGGAACUCUGCACAUGAGGGUGGACAGGCCUGUUCCCCCCAAAGACCAGAUUAAGUUCAGGACAGGAAACCAUUGCUCUCUGCCUCACUCAUGAGCUCAGAGGCCGAAGAAGUCAAGCCUCUUCUACCCAGAAACAGCCUCAUUUUCCUUGUGUUGGCUCAAUGCACACUCAUUCCAUCUUGCUGGCAGGGAGCACGUGGUAAGAAAAGAGAUUUUUUUUUCAAGAGGGUGACAAAGCAGGGCCAGCCAACCUGGUGGGAGGCACUGCAGUGAGGGUGUGUUCCUUUGUGCAGGCAGGUGACCACUGCAAAAAGCAGUGGGGGCCUUUUCCUGUCACCUGGAUCUGCAGGAGAACCUUCUCGUCCCCGAGAUGCACAAAGAGAGCUUUGACACCUGACAGAACUAAAUGCAUAUUAAAUUCACAGCCUUGUCAUGUCCUGAGAAAGGCCUGAGAAUAUGGCAUGGGGAGGUUUUCACAGUAGAAAAUAGGCAGGUUUGUCUUCAUGGGAGCAGUAAUGUUUCUUUUCCAGCUGUAAUGGCUUCUGCAGCAUCUCUUGACAACAUGUUAUUUAGACAUGAAUGUCCAAAGGUUUGAUGUGAAAAUCCUGGGGCAUUUGGACUUUUGAAUCAGGUUCUGUUUAGGCAAAUCUAUUUCUAUAUCCUAUUGCAAGGGUCCAAUUUUUUGGGUCCAAAGGUUUUUUUUUUAUAUAACCAGUUUAGAAAAUAGCUCUUAUUUUGUGGUAUCAGCGUGUCCAGACUGUUUUGUCAAAUCACACAGAGCACUUUUGUCUGAUGUGCAGAAAAGUUUUAGGGUUUUAUGCCAUUAAAGAAGUUACUUGCACAAAA